AUGACCCCCAAGCAGUUGAGACGUCGAACGCAUGUGAUGCAAGACAAUACGUACCUCCAUGGAAACGUCGGAAAACUGCUCCAGUUCCCGGACCGAAGAUGGGUACCAGUAUUCGGCGUAUGCCUUCGUAUUCUCGUCGAGGGGAAGAUCCGGGACGUUCAUGCCAGAACCCACGAAGGCGAGGCGGCAUCCAACGGGGAUGAACUGUGGGCUGUCGAGGUAGAUGUUGCGAUCGAGAUACUUGUUGGCGGCAUGAACGGGCCCCAAGUUCCGGACGAUUUCCUCCGGCAAACCGUAGGCCUUGACGCAGAGGUGGGCAAUGGCUUCCAGCGAAAAGACGUAGCCCGAAACGUACGCCUGUGUGGCUACAGGCGCCAUGAGGCGAAUUCUAGACGCAGCAGGAGCGAGAGUGGUGGUGGUGGUCAUUUGGGAGAAGGGGAUUGUCAAGCCGUGAAGACGCCAAUGUUCGACUUUGGGUCAUCACCCCGGUCCGGCCCGCCAUACCAUAAUCCCGGCCCAUUGUUCUCUGAACAAAAUAAAACUAACGAUGCUCCGUCCCACAUGGAUCUGCGUCCGCCUGAAUCGCCCUCAUCUCUCCCUCAUCGUCUCCUGUCCGGUCCCACAGCCGCCUCGCUCUCUGUGACCGUUCGGCGGAUUUAUGUCUUCGAUCUCGACCACUAUAUCAUAUAUCUGAUUCUACUACCCUCCUCCUCGGAUAGACCACAGCCCUCAACCACCGUCCUUAUAAUGGACAAAGGCAAGCGUAAGGCAGUAGACGACUUGGAUACCGGGGAAAGAAGGCUGCGUUUAUUCAACACCAGCGAGUUGUCUGGGGAGAGUUCCUCCGAUGCCGAUCAAACAGCCUCUCGUCUCGGCGUCACCAACGUCCCCGUAUCAGAGACGGGGGUGCAGCCGCGGGAGUUUGACGAUGUGGUUGCAGAUGCGCCCGAACCCCCCGCGAUAGGCGAGGAACACGAGGCUACAAAGCUUUCCAACUUCACUCGUGACUUACUCGACAAUUUCGAAGCCAUGUUAAAGCAAUGGGAGAGCCGCAUGGGACCUGUGAGGACCACCAGGAGCGGCACGAGAGACCCGACUAGAGACUUCGCAGAUGAAGUUCAUGCGCACAUUCGCAAGUUCAAGAAUAUCCCAGCGUCCGCUACGAGUGGGCGAGAUGCGAAGGACGAGCUACGAGCACUUAUUCGCCAGACUUUCCCGGAGUUCGUGAAUUUCAUGAAGUCCCACUGCGACUGGAAUGUCAAGAGGAUCGAGAACAUCACUGAAGGUGACAACGUUACAGAGUCUCAAGUGGACGCACUCGUAAAUCCAUACCUGACGACGUCUUACGACAUGCGCUGGUUUGGCGUCGAGCCUCAGGCGAGAUUCUUCAAGGAAAUGAACCUCGCGCCAGUGAACUUCACCCGUGGCUCCGAGAAAGCGAAGGGGGUGGAGGACUGGAGAGACGGUUUUGCAGAUGUAGUACUUCAACCAUUCACCAAACCGACGAUCACCUCGCAGAUGUCUCCAUCCGUUCCGAUAUACUCCACUCCAGCUCGAGCGAGUGGAUCUGGAUUCGCAGCUUUCUUUGCCCCGCAGAUGCCAUCUCACAGUACCGAGAAAGCAGACACACGGGGAACCAAUGGCACGCAGCCAGACUAUACACCUGCCAUGGCCUCGACCUCGACGACAACCGACACCAAGAUCAACACGGACCUUUACUCAACGCCCGAGUCCUCUCCGCAUGCAUCUGGCUCCACUAACGCCGACAGGAGCGGCGCCUUUUCCUUCAGCUCCGGUGUCCCUACGCCGAACAUCACCCUGGGAGACGUAUCGCUCGCCGGAGUCGGCUCUGACCCGGGACACUCCCUCGACGAGCGUGGUCGUCCCAUCACCAACAACACGAAGCGCCGUGUGAGCGGACUCCCCGACUUCGCCGUCGUCACGCACCUGCCCGACGGGUUCAUGCUCCAUCUUGUCCUAAUCGUCGAAGACAAGGUGGUCCGCAACCCGGCGGAGCAGAUGAAGCGCUACCCAAAGCUGAUCGGACGCCGGUUCGGUCCGGUGAACGUCGUCGGUAUCCGGAUCACGCCCAAUGGCAAAGGGCUCCAAAUGAAGUGGGCGCGACUCGAGUGGGGGCGGAACUUGAGCGAGGACGACGACGAUGAGCCCCAGGUGGUGUAUGCUGAGGGCGACGACGCCUCGAGCCCAAACAAGGGCUGGUACCCGGCGAUGUGCGACUUCUCCUUGAGCAACCUCUACAAGUCGCGUAAGGAGUUCCUCGAAAAGCUUUUGAAGCUGAUAGAAGACCACGAACGGAUGCCCUUGUAG
This is a messenger RNA of Epithele typhae, 2328 nucleotides long. RefSeq lists its product as uncharacterized. The coding region runs from base 1 to 2328 and encodes 775 amino acids. The record is from RefSeq and is a predicted model, not a curated record. NCBI's taxonomy places the organism in Eukaryota, Fungi, Basidiomycota, Agaricomycetes, Polyporales, Epitheliaceae. The transcript has 13 exons.